Mizuhopecten yessoensis (Yesso scallop) is the source of this 5725-nucleotide messenger RNA. RefSeq lists its product as uncharacterized. NCBI's taxonomy places the organism in Eukaryota, Metazoa, Mollusca, Bivalvia, Pectinida, Pectinidae. The transcript is spliced from 7 exons. The record is from RefSeq and is a predicted model, not a curated record. The coding region runs from base 1788 to 2963 and encodes 391 amino acids.
AGUAGGUCAAGGAAAUUUGUAUUCUCAAACUUUGUCGGGCUCCAUCCAAAGAAGCUACCAUCCAACUAUUAUGAUUAUAUACCUUUCAGUUCUUAAGAAGAAGACGUUUUAAGUAUUUGACACAUUUGACUCCUGUGACCUUGAAAGCAGGUCAAUGUUAUUGUCGUUCUCAAACUUUGUCGGGCUCUUACCAGCGAAGCUUUUCAGCUAAAUAUUAUGACUCUAGGCCUGCCCAUUCUUCAGAAGAAGUCGUUAAAGGAAAACCAACCACUACACCAUUGCAAUGCAAUUCCCGGCCCUGUACUACUAGGUCGUGUAAGUACCACUACUGUCCUAACAUCGAUUGGAGAGUAAUUUUAUACAAAGAUACAACGAGUAAUGGGUCACCGCGUACUCGAUAGGUUAUAUAGGAAACCGUAGCAAAACUAAGACCAAUUGUUGGAUCAAAAUUACUUAAAAUGUCGUUGAGCCUUGAAAGUUUUCUAAUAUAACAAUACUGUGCAGUUUGCUUUUUUUGCUUGUAUUAGUGAUCUUUGCUGUUUCUUCAAGAGAGGCAUUUUAAUUAAAAUGACAACAUGUAUGCUACAAAUGGCUAUCAACUUAAAAUUGAAAAACACCAGGCUGACUGGUGUAUGCCAAUGUAGUACGUCACUUAUUACCUUGAAUUAACGUCCUAUCCUUAUUUCAAUGAAUGUCAUUAACAAUUGCAUUAACAUUAACAUAUACAAAUAGACAUCUGUGUACGUUAAACAAAGAUCGAUAAUCAAUACUAAUGCUUACAAAGUAAUUCUGAUCAGAUAGCACCAUUAGUUCCUGAUAGAGGAUAUUGAUAACUCUAUUCAUCUUCUGAAGAUCCUUCCGUUCCAAAUCAGAUUUAAAACACGCACAUAUAUGUCAUUUAAUAGCGAAUAACCCCACAACACACACACACAUUCAGACUUUGUAACUUGAUCGGAGUUACCCUGGUCAAGCUGGUAACGUUAGAACAAUAUUAUGAACUCUGUUGUCAAAAUUACCAUGCAAAACCUAGACCUACCUACCUGUAAUGAAUCUUUGAUAAAAAUUCGACAACUUUUUCGAGUGUUUGUUGUCAUGUGACCGAUUUUAUGUUUCCUGGUAUUGUGUGUUAUUGAUAGCAUCGGUGUAAAAACCGGUCUUAAAAGGACCCCAGUUAUGUCAUGUGAUGUUUUACACUUGUGUCAUUGGCUGUUUUAUUUAAGCCCUUCACAGUAAAUUUCCAUCACGUCAUAGCGUGAUUACAAAUAUGCUCAGAUUUUUGAAAUAGCGUCACUUUGUUGGGGGGGAUCAGGGAGGUCCGUGGUAUCAUCUCAAUCUAGAGGGUUCUCCUUUGAAGGAUGGACUUCUAGUGCAUAAAUAACAACGGGUAUGUUUUAAAGUUCUGAGGAUAUAUAGUAGGUCUAUCUGUGUAAAACUUUAUAUGAAGUAACCACGUAGUCUAUAGAAACACUCAUGAUGUCCUGUCAGUUUAGUCGGAACUUUAAAUCGUGUCAUAUUUUGGUGAAAUAGCUUUGCAAAUGUUUCCUGAAUAUGGUGCUAAUACGUUUGAAGUCGGAUGAUUUGAAUUCGGUUUACGGAAGCCGAGUAGAGACUACUCAAUGAAACAAUGAAUUGUGAUACUUGUUUGCAAUUAAAUCGUCCAAUGAUGUAGUCUCAAAAAUUAGCGUUUUCUUAUGGAUUUACCUUCUGGAUUAUGGAUUCCUAUUACUUUAAUUUGAUGUCAGCAUCCAGCCAAACGUAAGAAUACUAUUGUAAAGAAACAGUUUGCCAUGGAAUCAAAUGUGAAUGCAGAGCUAAAAGAUCUCCAUAACAAAAUGGUGUGCAACAUAAGUACCGAAAUAUUUGGAGACCAAUUGGAGAAAGUGAAAUUUCUAUUUAAGGAUAAUCCGCUGACACCGUUUGAUAUGUUUCAAAUUAAAAACAUCGAAACACUCUUCGAACGUCUAAUGAAUUACGAAACAAUUGAUUAUGGAAAUUACCAAAAGUUUGUAACCGCAAUCAGUUGCAUACAUCCGCGCGUGUGUUCAAUAGUACAAAGACAUGCUGAGAAAAUCAACAAACUGCAGGGUAACCUAGACGAUCAAGCUAGACAGGAAGUCAUGUCAGCAAACAUCAGUGGUAUUUCCAUCAGGCAGGCAACAUCCAUCAGUUUUAUUCGCGACAGACAGGAAGACAUGGCAAAACUCAUCAGUUUAAUUUUUGACAGACAGGAAGACAUGGCAAAAAAAAUCAGUGAUGUUUCCACCAGGCAGGAAGAUUUAGCAACAAACAUCACAGAUAUUUACAACAUACUGAAAGACAAAGCAAGGGAUAUACAUAACUUCAAAGGUGAGCUGGUUCCUGCUAAGAAUGUCACAACAGCAAACACAAGCCAUACCAAAAAAAUCCAUCCUGACUUAGAACUCAUGAUAGAAACAACCAAAGCCAAGAUCAGAAAAGAAAAAGAGAAAAAGUUUUACCACACCAAAGGUUUCUGUGAUGCUAAAGUCAAGCUCCAAAAGAACAGGGUUGUCGUCAUCAUGGGAAACACGGGAGACGGUAAAACGGCAAUCGCCGUUCAACUCCUUCAUUGGCUGAGUCAGGAGAAAGGAGUCGGACAACCCCUCCAGCUUCACAAGAUUAAGAAAUUAGAUUUAUUGGCUCCAAACUUAAAACUGAUCACUUUUAUUGAUGAUAUUUUUGGUGAGAUAGAUGUGUUUAAAAAAGAUGUACAAGAGUGGAACAAAAGAGUCUCAGAUGUAGAAACGCUUUUUCUUGAUGAGCAAACAGUGACAAAUUUUCUUCUCAUUACUGUUCGCAAUGAAGUAUUCAAUUCUUUAGAAAAACGUUAUAUGGGAAGAAUUUUUACCAGAGACAACUUGAUUGAUCUUAGCUCUGAUACAUACAAAGUUGAAGAAGAGAAAAAAAUACUAUUAGAGCUGUAUAAGCCAGAAAACUUUUCAUGAACAGACAAAGAAAAAAUACAAAUUUUAACUUGCGCACCAAACAUUGGAUUCCCACAAUGUUGCCAGCUUUUCUACAAUUCUGAAGAAUUGCAGAAAGAACGAGUUGGAUUUUUUGCUAAUCCUUUUCAUUUCUUGAAUGAAUUAAUGACAAGAUUACAAGAUUGUUCUGCACUUUUGUUUCUCUUCCUCAAUAAUGGUAUGAUAAGUGUAAAAGAUCUUGAUCAAAACAGUCAAAAUGUCAACCAAAAAUUGCUGGAAGAAGCUUUUGAUAUCAAUUUAAUUGAUGGUGAAAAAGGCAGUACCAAAUCGAAUUAUAAGCAGAAAGUAGGAUUUGUAAAAGAAAAUUUAGAGAAAUUGUUAGGAGUUUUAGUAGUGAAGGAGAAACAUUGGUGGUCUGGUGAGGAUGUGUACAGAUUUAAUCAUGAUUCUAUUUAUGUUGCUGUGGCACUUUUGUAUGGAAAAGUCACACCAAUUGGCUACAUACAGAAUUGUCCCAGCAAAUUCCUCAGUUAUCUAACAACCUCAGACACAGCUACAAACAGGAUUGUCAUAUCAUCUGAUCAUUAUACAGAAAUGUGUGAGCGUCUACUCCGAGAGUUUGAAUGUGCGACGUAUCCAUAUGGUACUAGUAUUGGCUCUCUAGAUGUAUGGAAUGAUCCUGUAUUUGUUAAAAGAUUUGUCUGGUUUUUGAAUGACAGAAAAGUUGAUAAAUUUGCUGUGUUGAAUAAAGCAUGUUCUUCUGGUGCAGAAGAAUUUGUUUUAUAUCUUCUGUCUGAAGGUGUAAAACCUGACAAGGAGACAGCAUUGAUAUUGGUUAGUAGACAUUGGAAUGAUGGUUACAGACAAGUGUGUUUACUUAGGAAAUUUGUUGUAUACUUGAAUGAUGAGACAAAACUUGAUGUUUUGAAUAAAGCGUGUUCUUCUGGUGCAGAAGAAUGUGUUUUAUAUCUUCUAUCAGAAGGUGUUCAACCUGACAAGAACACAGUAAUGUCAUUGAUUAGUAGUAGACAUUAGAAUGAUGGUGACAGACAAGUGUUUAUUUAGGAAAUUUGUUGCACACUUGAAUGAUGUAACAAAACUUGAUGUGUUGAAUAAAGCAUGUUCUCGUGGUGCAGAUGAAUGUUUUAUAUCUUCUGUCAGAAGGUGUAAAACCUAACAAGGACACAAACGUGUGGUCAUUGAUUGACAGACAUCAGAAUGAUAGAAACAGACAAGCGUGUUAACUUAGGAAACUUGUUGUAUACUUGAAUGAUGAGACAAAAGUUGAUGUGUUGAAUAAAGCAUGUUCUUCUGGUGCAGAAGAAUGUGUUUUAUAUCUUCUGUGUGCGGGAGUUGAACCUGACAAGGAGACAGUGUUUAGUGUGGUGGAGGGAGGGAGUGUGAAAGUGUUACGUAAACUACUGCAGUAGCUGGAGUUGUAUGCUGGGUAACAGGGAGCUUUGUAUAUAUUUAUGUCAGUCUUACCCAGCACUAACUACAGCUGUAGAUAAUGACGGGAGAACGGUGUUACAUUGGAGUUGUAUGGUAGGUAACAGGGAGGUUUGUUUAUAUUUAUGUCAGUCGUACGCAGCACUAACUACAGCUGUAGAUAAUGACGGCCGCCAUUGUCUACAUGACUUAGCUAGGUUUAUUUUGAUUUCUCAAUGAAACGUGCAAUUAUAAUCAACACAAACUUUUUAAAACAAUUCUGUUCAAAGCUCAUGUCAUGAUGAAUGUUUUAACGAGCACAUUUUAUCGGUAAAUAUUAUAAAAUAUGAUGAGUUUUUUCAGUCCAAGUUUACCGAUCUUUAAGCUCCGGAAAAAAUACGGCCAGGGGGUGUCCUCUUUCAGGUGCGAGAUUUUGAGUUUUUCCUUGGAAAAUAUUAAGACCUGAAUGGAGUGGAUUGUAUCAGGUUUGAAAUAAGAAUAUGAUGUUUUAUCCUGUUUUGAAUAUUACCAACAUUGUCAUGUUAUAUGUAAUUUUAAAUGUGCUGAAGCAUUUUGUAAAAUGCUGUGGAAAUAUUUCUUCCCAAAUGAAUCCUCAGUAGUAGUAAACUUUGUGAUAAAUUGUUGAUAAAUCUUAAUGAUAUAAUGAUUAUCUAUCGCUAAUUAAUUAUGAUUAAACAUGAUGUCUGGAGUAAACAGUGUACAGUUAAUUUCACAUUUCAUCUUAACAGACUUGUUAGCAUAGUCAUUUUAAGGUAACCUAUAUAUCAGAUCCCAUUUUGGAAUCACUGUUAACUCCUUUGGUGCCAAUCAGACAUGAUAGAUUUAUUUGACAGCUUUCCUGCCUUUAAGCGGGCCUCUUGUUCAAGUUGUUGAGGUUUUAUGAGAUGAGAAACAAUAGUCAAACUCUGCAGCUACCAAUACAAAAAUACAAGAAUAAGGAAUGAGUGAAAUUUUAGGUAAGCUCAAUAAUUUCUUUUUCUUUUUAACAUUCUUGCACAAUUGAAACGUAAUAAAAUAGACAAAUUCCAGUAUGAUUUUAAAAGCAAAUUCAUUCACAGUUGCUUUUUUUAUUAUUGUUUUUUUUUUAUUCUGUAGCGUAUGAGUAUUUCAAGUGAAAACUAGUGGCAGGAUUUCAUACUUAUUUCAUGUUUAUCUGUUGAAAUUAGCGAGGACUGUGAUAAACCUGCAUACAACGAAAAACUAGCAAAUGGAAACUGUUCAAUAAAAAUCAUAACAAAUAUUUGUCAACAAAUUCACUUGCUUGAAAUGGUCAAAAUUACUUUCUACGCGAUGACUGUGAUCCAGUGUUCUAACAAAUAUAACUUAAAUACGCU